Molecule: messenger RNA, 3611 nt
Organism: Sabethes cyaneus
Lineage: Eukaryota; Metazoa; Arthropoda; Insecta; Diptera; Culicidae
Gene: LManII
Product: lysosomal alpha-mannosidase
Exons: 6
Coding region: 275-3544 (1089 amino acids)
Biological process (GO): mannose metabolic process
Cellular component (GO): lysosome
Molecular function (GO): alpha-mannosidase activity; carbohydrate binding
Source: RefSeq, a predicted model, not a curated record
CGGCGGUUUGCACUUGACGGUUUGCUGAUCAAGUUUCUUCUAGUUUCGUAGGUUAUUCUGUGUAAUCGAUAGCAGCUUCCCUCGAUCGGAUCACGCACAGGUCGUCGGCAGGUCGUUAUCAAUCAUCGCUGCUGGAUCAUAGGUUCACAGUGAAGAUUUUUGAAAACAAACAAUUUUUUUCCAUCGGGUUUUGUGCUUCGAGAGGAAAGCUAAAUGUGAUUGGUUUUGAUUUCACAAAUGUACUAAAAAAAGUAAAAAUUGUUACAAUCGUGUGAUGGAAACGAAAAAGUGUUUGAUCCUGUUGGCAGCAACGAUUUGCAGCGUCUUCGCUGUUCCCAGUGGCCAACCGUGGCGCAAUGGGAACGGGUUUUACAAGCGUGGUCAACGUACUGACUAUCGGACCUAUUCAGAACCGGCCAGAAGUGGUUCUACUUGUGGAUACGAGUCAUGCCCGGCGGUGAAGCCCAACAUGCUGAACAUCCAUCUGGUUCCGCACACCCACGAUGACGUCGGUUGGUUGAAGACGGUCGAUCAGUACUACUAUGGCAGUAAAACGUUGAUUCAAAAGGCUGGUGUUCAGUACAUUCUUGAUUCGGUGAUUGAUUCGUUGCUGAAGGAUCCAGCGCGACGGUUCAUUUACGUCGAAUCGGCAUUCUUCUUUAAAUGGUGGAAGGAACAGACGCCGGAGCUGCAGGAUGCGGUGCGUGGUUUGGUGAAUGAAGGUCGGUUGGAAUUUAUCGGCGGAGCGUGGAGUAUGAAUGACGAGGCUGCCACCCACUAUCAGAGUAUCAUCGAUCAGUUCACCUGGGGAUUGCGUCGGUUGAACGAUACCUUUGGGGAAUGUGGACGCCCUCGGGUCGGCUGGCAGAUCGAUCCAUUCGGUCACUCACGGGAGCAGGCGUCCAUUUUUGCGCAGAUGGGUUUCGAUGGAUUGUUCUUCGGGCGGCUGGACUACGAAGAUAAGCGCCAGCGGCUGUCGAAACAAAAUGCAGAGAUGAUCUGGCGAUCGAGUGCCAACCUGGUAGACAGUGAUCUGUUCACGGGGGUGCUGUACAAUACGUACCAACCCCCGCCGGGAUUCUGUUUUGAUAUCCUCUGCUCGGAUGAACCAUUCAUGGAUGGUCCAUACAGUGCGGAGAACAAUGUGGACACUAAGGUCGACCAAUUCAUAGCCAUUGUUAAGAACAUGAGUUCGUCCUAUCGCACAGAAAACAUAAUCCUAACAAUGGGUGAAGACUUUCACUACCAAUAUGCCGAAAUGUGGUUCAAAAAUCAAGAUAAGCUGAUAAAAUACACCAACGCCCGUCAAGCAAACGGUUCGAACGUUAACGUCCUCUACUCAACCCCAUCAUGCUAUCUGAAGGCCCUGCAUGACGCCGAUAUAACGUGGCCCACGAAAAGUGACGAUUUCUUCCCGUACGCGUCGGAUCCGCACGCCUUUUGGACCGGCUAUUUCACCUCACGACCCACGAUCAAACGCUUUGAACGCGUCGGCAACCAUUUUCUGCAAGUUUGCAAACAGCUGACGGCUCUGGCUCCGAACAAGGAAAACCACUUCACCGCCCAUCUGAAUGUCCUCCGCGAGGCGAUGGGUGUUAUGCAGCAUCACGACGCCGUUACCGGAACCGAGAAGCAACACGUAGCCAACGACUACUCGAGGAUGUUGCAUCGAGCAAUCGAGGCCUGCGGAGCCAACACGAAGGUUGCCCUGAACCAGAUGGUGGACCCGGCUCAGAAGAAGCAAGUAUUUUCGCGGAAAAAUUUCCACGGAAUCGAACGCGAAUUUACGUUCGAAUUCGAUACCUGCCAUUGGUUGAACAUCAGCAAGUGUGAAAUCAGCGAGGGUAAGGACAGCUUCAUGGUGACCCUGUACAACCCGUUAGCCCACUCCGGCUAUCAGUACGUCCGCUUACCCGUGUCCGGUAACAAAUACAUCGUCAAGGACUACCGUGGAGUGGAAACACCCUCUCAGAUGGUCUCGAUUCCGGACACCGUCCAAAACCUAAACUAUCGCUUCAGCAAUGCCACUCAAGAAUUGGUCUUCCUAGCGAAUGAACUUCCUCCCUUGGGCUACAAAUCGUACUUUGUUUCACGAGUCAUCGAAACCGUGGACGACUUCACGAGAAAACAUCGAUCCCCGAGUAUGGUAACUUUGCAUCCGGCCAACGGCCCCAAACAGUGGCACUCGGAGGAGGUGGUGAUCGGAAAUAAAUACUUGAACGUCAGCUUCGACAGCAACGGUUUUCUGAGUACGAUCACUGCCCAUGGCGGCAGUCAUCGUUUACGGCAAACUUUUGUCUACUAUGAAGGAGCGAUCGGUAACAACGUGGAAUGGCGGAACCGAUCUUCGGGAGCGUACAUUUUCCGUCCCAAUGGGACGGAGAAAUACGUAAGCGACUCUGUGUUGCUUCGAGUUUUCAAAGGCAAUGUGGUUCAGGAAGUUCAUCAGGUGUUCAACGAGUGGAUCAGUCAGGUGGUUCGAGUCUAUGCCGAUGAAAAUCAUGUUGAAUUCGAGUGGUUGGUUGGCCCGAUUCCGGUUGAGGAUGGCAUCGGAAAGGAGGUGGUAUCCCGGUUCUAUACAGCCGCUCAGUCGAAUGGUGUUUUCUGGACAGAUUCCAAUGGUCGCGAAAUGAUCAAACGAACCCGAAACCAUCGGGAUACGUGGAAUCUGCAGCUGGAGGAACCGGUUGCUGGUAAUUACUAUCCGGUGACCACGAAGAUCGCUUUGGAAGACGAAAACAUUCGGCUGGCGGUUUUGACUGAUCGUGCUCAGGGUGGUUCCAGCCUGCAGGAUGGUUCACUAGAGUUGAUGGUUCACCGACGUUUGCUGCACGAUGAUGCUUUCGGUGUUGAGGAAGCUCUCGAUGAGAAUGCCUAUGGCAAAGGGCUGGUUGCUCGCGGUAAGCAUUACGUAAUUUUCGGCUCAAAACAGACGACCAGUCCGACCCUGCAGGCCAGGGAACGGUUCCUACAGAACCAGAUUUUGCUGCCAACCUGGGUGUUUCUGAGUGAUACCACAAACUAUAAGUACGAAGAGUGGCAGAAACGCUUCAACAACAUUUACUCAGCCUUAUCCCUUUCCCUCCCGUUGAACGUCAACCUAAUGACAUUUGAACCAUGGAAAGAAAACUGUCUCCUGGUACGCUUCGAGCACCUACUGGAGAAGAACGAAGACCCGCUGUACUCGAAGCCGGUUCGCUUCAAUCUACAGGACAUCUUCCGCUCGUUCAGCAUUGAAGAAAUCAGCGAAACUACCCUGGCAGCGAAUCAGUGGAAGGAGGACAGCAAACGGUUGAAGUUUAAACCGGAUCCGGCUUACAUACAGCAGCAGCAGCAGGAGCAGCAGCAGGUGACUAAGGCAGGCCUGUUCGGCGGCGUUCCUCUCAAGCCAACGACGACGGCGACAACGCAAUCGGAUGUCGAAACGAAACAAACAACGGAAGCGAACGACGGUUUGCUCAAUGUAAGCAACGAAGGAUACGAGAUCGUGCUGGGUCCGAUGCAGAUUCGGACCUUCGUGUUGCAGUUGGAGUUCAGGCCAUAGAUACGACGGUACGGUAGCGAAUACAAAUGUAGACGUAAGUGUGACUGAUUGUAAGAAUUAAAUGCUA